Messenger RNA from Prunus armeniaca (apricot), 1926 nucleotides. The record is from the annotation of a GenBank genome assembly. Lineage: Eukaryota; Viridiplantae; Streptophyta; Magnoliopsida; Rosales; Rosaceae.
AUGGAGGGAGGGAAGAGUAUCACCCUCCAACAGUUCAUCUCUAUCACGGCCCCUCUUAUUGACUUGGAAAAGGAAGCUGAGAUAUCUGCCUCCAUCACUACUGGGUCGUCCAGAAACUUAGAUACUGCACAAAAGAAGGGCUCUACUAUUCUCAAUUUGAAGUGUGUUGAUGCUCAGACAGGACUUAUGGGGAAGACUCUUCUUGAGUUUCAAUCUACCAAAGCAGACGUUCUUCCUCCUCAUAAGUUUAGCUCCCAUGAUGUGGUUGUUCUAAAACCAAAUAAGGCUGACUUGGGGUCCCCUGCUCUUGGACAAGGUGUAGUUUACCGGUUAAAGGACUCAUCAAUUACUGUUGCUUUUGAUGAUGUUCCUGAAGAUGGUCUAAAUAGUCCUCUACGCCUAGAGAAACUGGCAAAUGAGGUUACAUAUCGUAGGAUGAAGGAUGCCUUGAUACAAUUGAGCAAAGGUGUGCAGAAGGGUCCUGCAUCUGAUUUAAUUCCUGUCUUAUUUGGAGAGAGGACACCAACAGUGUCCAAGAAGGAUGUCACAUUCACCCCAUUUAACAAAAACCUUGAUCACUCUCAGAAAGAUGCCAUUUCAAAGGCCCUAUCAUCAAAAAAUGUAUUUUUGCUGCACGGGCCUCCUGGAACAGGCAAAACUACGACUGUGGUGGAAAUUAUCUUGCAAGAAGUUAAACGUGGAUCAAAGAUUCUUGCAUGUGCUGCUUCAAAUAUUGCUGUUGACAACAUUGUUGAGCGACUUGCACGCCACAGAGUAAAGUUAGUGAGAUUGGGGCAUCCUGCACGUUUACUACCUCAAGUACUGGACAGCGCAUUGGAUGCACAGGUCUUGCGAGGGGAUAAUAGUGCUUUGGCAAAUGACAUUCGGAAGGAAAUGAAGGCAUUAAAUGGGAAGCUGUUAAGAACCAAAGAUAAGAACACAAGGAGGGAAAUCCAGAAGGAGCUUAGGACUCUAUCAAAGGAAGAGCGUAAAAGGCAGCAGCUAGCUGUGACAGACGUAAUAAAAAAUGCAGAUGUGGUGUUGACAACUUUGACUGGGGCAUCUUCUCGCAAGCUGGACAAUACUUCAUUUGAUUUGGUGAUUAUUGAUGAAGCUGCUCAGGCACUUGAAAUAGCAUGCUGGAUGGCUCUGCUAAAGGGUUCAAGAUGUAUACUUGCAGGCGACCAUCUUCAGCUUCCUCCAACCAUCCAGAGUGCUGAAGCUGAGAGGAAAGGUUUAGGAAGGACCCUCUUUGAACGUCUUGCAGACAUAUAUGGAAAUGAAGUCGUGUCUAUGCUCACUGUCCAGUACCGCAUGCAUGAACGCAUCAUGGAUUGGUCAUCAAAGGAACUGUACAACAGUAAGAUUAAAGCCCAUUCAAGUGUUGCUGGACAUAUGCUUUUGGAUCUUGAGGAUGUAAAGAGGACCUCUUCAACAGAACCAACCCUUCUUCUAAUAGAUACAGCUGGGUGUGACAUGGAAGAAAAGAAGGAUGAAGAAGAAAGCACUUUGAAUGAAGGUGAAGCUGAUGUGGCUAUUGCCCAUGCUAAGAGACUUGUUCAAAGCGGUGUUCAGGCUUCUGAUAUUGGAAUUAUCACCCCUUAUGCUGCACAGGUUGUCUUACUGAGAAUGUUGAGAAGCAAUGAAGACAAGCUAAAGGAUUUGGAAAUCUCAACAGUUGAUGGUUUCCAGGGCCGGGAAAAGGAAGCCAUCAUUAUUUCAAUGGUUCGGUCUAACUCAAAAAAAGAGGUGGGGUUUCUGAGUGACAACAGGCGAAUGAAUGUGGCUGUAACACGGGCAAGAAGGCAAUGCUGUCUUGUCUGUGACACUGAGACGGUGAGUAGUAAUGCAUUCUUGAAGCGAUUAAUAGAGUAUUUUGAGGAGCAUGGUGAGUAUCUAAGUGCCUCAGAGUAUGGCAAUGAAUGA